Molecule: messenger RNA, 1077 nt
Organism: Cladophialophora yegresii CBS 114405
Lineage: Eukaryota; Fungi; Ascomycota; Eurotiomycetes; Chaetothyriales; Herpotrichiellaceae
Exons: 1
Coding region: 1-1077 (358 amino acids)
Biological process (GO): sphingolipid biosynthetic process
Cellular component (GO): endoplasmic reticulum membrane
Molecular function (GO): 3-dehydrosphinganine reductase activity
Source: RefSeq, a predicted model, not a curated record
AUGCCUUGGUCUUCAGAAUACUUCCUCGCUGCCACAGUGCUUGUCAUCUCCCUCCCAGUUGUCUACAACAUGCUCUUCUCCUCGCGCAAUAAGUUCCCCGUGGAAGGGCUCACCGCGGUCGUGACCGGAGGCUCACAAGGUCUCGGACUCGCACUCGCGCAAGAACUAUCGUGCCGAGGUGCAAACGUGGUCAUCGUCGCGCGGGACAUACCGAAGCUGGAAAGUGCGAUCAAGACACUUCAAGCGCGCGCAAAACACCCGCACCAGCGCUUUUCACAUCUAUCUUACGACCUCCGCCGUGCCGAGUCCGCCCCGGAGAUUCUACAAGAGGUGAAAGCAUGGAACAACAGAGAGGCGCCGGACCUGAUAUUCUGCUGCGCAGGACACUGUUACCCAUCCUUCUUUGCGGAUGCGCCGGUCGAGCAACUCAAGGAUCAGAUGGAUACCGUCUACUGGAGCUGCGCAUGGAUGGCGCACGCGGCCAUCAAUAUGUGGAAAACACCGUCAAGCCCUGAGCAGAAGACCUCUCGACCCAGAACGACGAGACAUAUCGUCUUCACUUGCUCCGUGCUCGCUUUUUUCCCCGUGGCCGGUUACUCGCCGUACUCGCCGUGCAAAGCCGCUAUGCGAGCACUGGCAGACGCACUGAAUCAAGAGGUCGAAGUCUACAACGGCUCACGACAGAAUCCUUCAUCUGGACCUGUCCCCGAUGCCGAUAUGAAAGUGCACAUCCUCUUUCCCGUGGGCAUUAUCUCGCCUGGCCUAGAAAACGAGAACAAAAUCAAACCCUCGUUGACCCUCCAACUCGAGAAGGACGAUAAACCGCAAGACCCCGAAGAGGUCGCCAAGAUUGCCCUCCGCCGACUCAGUGCCGGCGAUUUCAUGAUUAGCACCCUGUUCUUGGGCCAUCUAAUGCGAGGGACAGGCAUGAGUGGAAGCGUGAGAAUGAAUUUUUCGGAUAUCUUCUGGAACUGGCUCGGAUCAAUCGUCAUCCUGUUUGUCGCGCCAGAUUUCGUUUCGAAGUGCAGAAAUUGGGGCAAAGAAAAGGGGAUGAAAUCAACCUCCCAUAGCAGCUGA